GAAGGAGCGAUUUAGUUUUGUACGUUAUUUUUUUUCUCCCCCUAACUAAUUUUCUCCACUUUUUGUUUAUUUUUGGCGUCUGAGAGGGAAGAGAAACGCUGACAAUGAACGUGAUUUUGUCACUCGCAGUCCUGUGCCUCGCCUUAAAUAACGGAAUGGGAGCACCCACCACAGCUAGAUAUAUGUUUGUGAAGUGUAACCCCCAUGAUACAGAUGCCAACUGUCAGACUUACCAUAGUCCGGUGGUGCAAGUGACUUCAGACCUGCCAACCAGACUUCCUGUCUCAGCCGCACCGUACUUAAAGGCGACGCCUGUGGAGGAGGAGGAUAGGCCCAUUGAAGGGAAGGAAGAAAAGACAAGCUGGUUUCAUCUUGAAGAAGGUUCUGGUAUCUUAGAGGGCUCUGCGGUUGAACCUUCAUUCGUGGAUGACCGGAUUUUUGCUACAGUUGAACCUGAGCCCGGCUCUGGGGCGGCUUUGACCUAUUAUGACAUGAUCGGGCUGCUCCAAGGUAUGCAAGGGGAUGAAGCAAGACCACCAGCACUGGACUUAAGAGAGGACAAUCUGCUGCAGCUGUAGACUCUCUCUCUCUCUCUCUCUCUCUCUCUCUCUCUCUCUCUCUCUCUCUCUCUCUCUCUCUCUCUCUCUCUCUCUCUCUCUCUCUCACACACACACACACACACACACACGGAUGAUAUCUGUUGUGUAUCCAUUCAAAGACAAACAUUAAAUGAAAAGUACAACCGAUACAAGAUUGUCUUGGCCAAUCACAAGUUGAGAUGAAUUAUUUUUUUCAAAUUCCAAAUGCGAUUAUUGUGAAUCAGAUUCUCUCUGUCAGCAGCUCUUCAGGAGCAGAAUAACAUUAAACAAUGGUGAGACACUUGUCAACAUAAAGAAAAGGCUCAAGUCAAGGCCAAAGACAUACACUCUUGUGAAUGAAUAGCUUUAUUGGUAAUUACCUGUGUUUACCUCUUCACUUUAAAAAGUUUCCUCCUUUUGGAACUGACUGCAGUAAAAGUUGAAAUAUGUCUUUGCCAUACAAGUUUUGGAAUAGUCUUUUCUAAAAGUGUAAGAUCAGUGCAAUAGUAUAGUGCCUCUGUAUGUCCAUCGGUAGUUCUAAGCCAUUUUUUGACCUUGACCUUGACCCUCCCUCUGCACCACUUUUAAAACCCAACCCCCCACUGACCCAUCCCUAAAAGCCUCACCCCCCAUAGCAACAUGUGGUUGGGAACAUGUUGCACACGUGCCUUUCAGACACACCAAGAUGACAAUUGAUUAUGUAAUAUAGACAUAUAAAAUUAGGAUCCCUUUGUCUGAAUUUUCCACAUGUUCCCCCCUUGUAUCUUUUGGGGACCAUCCAGAGGGUCGUGUACUCAAUGUUGAGAACUGCAAGUCUGGAAAGAUGCACAGGAGAGUCUUGAUAAUCCAAAAAUCAUUGAAGCAACAAAGACAAUCCGAGCAGCAUAUUACAUUGUGCUUUUGCUUGCAGAGGGAUCACAAAAGUGAUCACAAAAAGAACAUGAAUUUUUCAUAAAUAUUGUCAGCAAACUGUAUUCACAAUGGAUAUUGUUGGUGUGGAUGAACAAAGGUCUGCUGUACUGUGAUCACUGUCAGACACCUGCUGAAAACGUGGAGUUUGGGACAUGGUGGGACUCCUCAAAUUUCACAACAUGUAUCCUGUGGUUUACAAAAGGUAAAAAGUAACAAUAUGACAGAGCAACUGUAUAUGGAUACAGAACCUUUACGUGAAGUCUACACAUUCCGGUUUAGCUAGUUGACUAAUACACGUAUCAAAAAUCACGUCCAACAAGUCCCAAACUAAAAAAAUUUUUUUAAAAAAAGUCCUUUUUAACGAAAAUGAACAAGUGUAAGGAGUACACGGUGGAGUAUGAUUACAUAGUAUGUAAUACAGUGCUUGGCAUUUCAAGAAAUAAAGCAAUUGUUACUCUGCUUUUCAAGUCCUUAAUGAAAGAUCCCACUGCUCCCAUGUGUACGCUGCCGCAUCUCUGACUCCAGUGUUACUGCAAAUGGAGGAGACAAGGGCAUGAAUGAACUGCUCUUCUGAGAAGGGCUGCGUUCAAUUCGCUUUCAAUUCAACCAACUGAAAAAGAUUUAUUAAAAAAAAAUCUUACUUUUUGAGUAAGUUUAGUUGAAAAUGACUUGAACCUCCUCUGCUUACAGAAUUUACGUUUAUACCUGUCUGAGUUGAAACAGUAGUUUCUACAUUUUAAAUCAAUGCUUUGUAUAUAACUUGCAAGAAGUUGGAGAAAUGUGUUUUGAUGCAAUUCACAACAUGGUUAAAUAGAUUGUAUAAUCUCACCCUUCUCCAAAAUAAAGGGAAUAUGUAUGUAAUGUAGUGCUUUCAAUAAAAAAGUGAACUUUUAAUAUAUUGAUUAUGGGAUCACAUUCGGUUUAAAUCAAUGCUGAAUGUAUUUCAAGUUAUAAGAACAAUAGAGACACGAAUUACUUUUCUCUGACAGUUUAUCAGCAUGACAAGUUAUCGCUCUGCUCCUCUGUUCCUUGAAUAUAAGUCGCAGAUUGGAGAUUGUAUGGAUAAUGCAAUUAAACUGCUUUCAUCACCC
Lampris incognitus (smalleye Pacific opah) is the source of this 2581-nucleotide messenger RNA. RefSeq names its product serglycin (gene srgn). Bases 105 to 578 code for a protein of 157 amino acids. The transcript has 4 exons. NCBI's taxonomy places the organism in Eukaryota, Metazoa, Chordata, Actinopteri, Lampriformes, Lampridae. The record is from RefSeq and is a predicted model, not a curated record.